Molecule: messenger RNA, 6866 nt
Organism: Adelges cooleyi (spruce gall adelgid)
Lineage: Eukaryota; Metazoa; Arthropoda; Insecta; Hemiptera; Adelgidae
Product: CAP-Gly domain-containing linker protein 1-like
Exons: 20
Coding region: 317-6541 (2074 amino acids)
Source: RefSeq, a predicted model, not a curated record
UGACAACAGUGAAACAACUGAUAGUUGUUUUAAUUUUAAUUUUUAUGUUUGAUUUUGUGAAUUAAAUUAAAACUGUGCGUGUUGAUUUUAAUUUAACGUUUGAAUUACGUUUUUAUAUUCAAGACACCUCUAGGGUCGUGAUGUGUUUUUAGCUUUUCGAAAGAAUAAAUGUUAAUUUUGUUGUGUUUUUGUUCAUUCAGUUUAAAGUAUUUUCGAAUUUAAAUGUGUUAGUUAAUUUUUUGAUGCGUGUAAAAGUAUAUAAAGUAAGGUGAUUUAUAGGUGCUUUAAUAUUUCGUAUAGUAGAAAUAAGUAGAAAAUGAGUGAAAAUCCAGAAAACAAGGAAAUAAAAUCGUCUGGUUUGAAACCGCCUACAAAAAUACCCACAAUGGGAGUGUCAAGGAUACCUAGCUCGUCUUCCAUCAAGCUCGAUGGGUACCAUUCCACUGUCACAAAACUAAAUGGCGGGCCUUCCAAUGCAAAAAGACUCGCAGAUAUUCCGUAUACUGGGAAACAGAACGGUGUAAGCAAAGAGGAACGAAAGUCUUCAAGCGGUUCAGAUUAUUCCAUGGGCGAUUCUCGUAGACUUAGCGAGGCUGGUGUUAGACGUAGUUCAGGAAACAGCGUGGUCCUGACCGAAGACACGGACAGUUUUAUAAUAGGUGAUCGAGUUUGGGUGGGCGGUACCAAACCGGGACAAAUUGCGUACAUAGGGGAAACCAAUUUCGGCACUGGCGAUUGGGCUGGCAUAGUACUCGACGAGCCCAUUGGCAAAAACGACGGAUCGGUGGGAGGGACGAAAUAUUUCCAGUGUUCGCCCAAAAAAGGCAUAUUCGCCCGUUUGACUAAUCUCACUAAUGCUCCUCUGGGAUCCGCCGAAGACUCUAUAGUUCAAAGCUCGUUCGCCAAAGCCAAACCGUUAGGGUUCUCGACUCCCAUGCCAAAGCGACAGACAUCGAACGUGACGGCUCCUGUUUCUACUGCUGCCGUGCAAAGAAGCGUUGUGAAAAAUGUUAACCAAACCCCUGCGUCAAGGGGCAACAGCGAAUUAAAAGUGGGCGAUCGGGUCAUUAUCAGCAGCGGACAAGGCUCCAAGUUGGGGGUGUUACGGUACCGCGGUGCCGCUCAGUUUGCUCCCGGCGAAUGGUGUGGUAUCGAAUUGGACGACCCCCUUGGGAAAAAUAACGGCUCCGUAGAAGGAAUCAAAUACUUUGAAUGUGAAGAUAAAUUUGGUUUGUUUGCGCCUAUCGGUAAAGUAUCAAAAUCGCCAAUGUCAGCUAGCCGAAUGUCCUCCAACUGUGCCAUUCACAAGACAAAUAAACGUUCACCCGGCUCAAUGAGUGGGUCUAUGAUUAGUGGCGUUACAGCAACAACUAUGUCAUCGAUACCAACUCGGGUAAGACUCGGAGUCGCUUCUUUGCGCUACAAGCAAACAAAAGUAUCGGAUUUAGAUAAAUUAAAAACACAGUUAACUCAGUUGAAAAAUGAAAAUGAACUUCUACGUUUACAAGUUACAAAAGCAGCUAAUCAAGCGGAUGUGGCCGAAAAACAGCUCGAAGAAACUCUUAAAGCGCAAAUUGCGAAAUCGUCUCAAGACAAUAGCCUAUUAACGCUGCAGAGUCAGUUAGACACAUUAAAGAAGCAAUUGGACGAUGAGAGGGAAAAAUUUCAAAAUUUACAAUUUACCAUCGAAGAACAGAACGUAGCCAAUGUGGAGUUGCAGAAUAAAAACGGCGAACUUUUAAUAAAAAUUAAAGAACAAGAAGCCGACUUGGAAAAGGAGAGAAAUCUAGCCAAAGAUGUCGAAGUGGAAACGAUGAAGAAUUUUGAAAAAGAAGAGGAGCUUUGCAGGUUAAAAGAAGAGUUGGACUCGUUGAAAAAAGUCAUAAACAACAACGAGGACGAAUUGCAAAAGUCUGUGUCGAAUUUGAGUACCGAAGUGAUAGAUAAGGAUGCUCUUUUGAACACACUUCGUCAACAGUUGAACGAAAGCACACAAAACCACGAGCGCGUGUUAAAAGAGACGAGUGAAAAACUAGCAUCGACCACGGAACGUUUGAACAAGGUAAUCGAAGAGAAGGAUAAAAAAAUUGAACAGAACCAAGAGAUGAUCGAUCAGUUGAACGAGGGUAUUAAAUCGUUAAGUGCGCUGAAAAACGAGGAGCACGACGAAAUCGUGAAUGGACUUAAAAACGAAAUAACCAAGCUGAAAGAUGAACACAAAAGUGUUUUUGAUCAGAACGAACGAGAUGUCAAAAAGGCGAUUGAACAACACGAGUUAAUGGUAAAAGAGCUUAACGACAAACUCGACGGUUUGUCGGACACUAAGAGUCAAGAAAUCAGUCGAUUACAAGAAAAAUACAACGAUGCGUUGCGGUUACAAUCGGCCGACCAACAAACAAUUGCAAAUUUAAAACUAGAGUUAAACGCUACUGUCGAUAGCCUAAACCAGUUGAAGAUCAACAACUUUAUAUUCAGCAAAGACGUUUUGGAAGCGGCACUGAAACAACAAAUGGAGUCCGCCAUGGUAACGGUUACACAUCUGGAACAUCAGUUUGCCAAAGCGGUAGUGAUUACGGAUAAACAAAUUAAAACAUGCAACACCGCGGUAUUGCAAAUCAAAGAACAAAUAGUCAAAUCUAAAGCUCAAACGGAAACUCUGUACGAAGACAAACUAAGAGAAAAAGAAGGAGAAAUCGAAAUUCUGACAAAAAAAUUAAACGAGCUUACGGAUAUUGUCGAACAACGUGAAAUCGGAAACAAGGAGCUGAACGAUCAGUUGACAAAGGCAUUGAAAACAGCAGAAGAAAAAUCUAAUCAAAUAAUUGAAUUGGAAAAGAAAUACAACGACUUGGAUACGCAACAGAAUUUGACCAGAAACGAACUGGAAAAAGAGAUGGCGGGACAACUGAAAACGUUAAAAGACGAGUUGGAAGACAUAAAAUUGAAAAAAUCUGCCAUGCAAGAGGAACACGAAAAGUACGUCCGGGAAAUGGUGAAUUCCAUUGGCGUCAAAGAAGAACAACUGAACGACAACAAGGUCGUAAUAGAAAACCUCAAGUCUUCGUUGGCCGAUUUGCAAACUGCCAAACAAAACGAUUUAGACGCUCAAAGCGAACGACUUGCGCAGAUAGAAAAUGAAAAACAAGAAAAUUUCAAACGCCAUAAUUCAGAAUUGACUGUCAGAGACGAGCAAAUCAAAACGUUAUCGAACCAGCUUACAAAUGUUGUCGAACAACAUAAAAUCGCAAACAAGGAGCUGAACGAUCAGUUGACAAAGGCAUUGAAAACAGCAGAAGAAAAAUCCAAUCAAAUAAUUGAAUUGGAAAAGAAAUUCAACGACUUGGAUACGCAACAGAAUUUAAGUCGGAACGAAUUGGAAAAAGAGUUGGCGGGACAACUGAAAACAUUGAACGACGAGUUGGCUGACCUGAAAACGAAAAAAAUUACCAUGCAAGAAGAACACGAAAAAUAUGUCAAGGAAACGGUUAAUUCCAUUAGCGUCAAAGAAGAACAACUGAAUGCCAACAAGAUAAUAAUAGAAAACUUCAAGUCGUCGUUGGCCGAAUUGGAAACUGCCAAACAAAACGAUUUAGACGCUCAAAGCAAACGACUUGCGCAGUUGGAAAAUGAAAAACAAGAAAACCUCAAACGCCAUGAUUCAGAAUUGAUUGCCAGAGACGAGCAAAUCAAAACGUUAUCGAACCAGCUUACAAAUGUUGUCGAACAACAUAAAAUCGCAAACAAGGAGCUGAACGACCAGUUGACAAAGGCGUUGAAAACAGCAGAAGAAAAAUCCAAUAAAAUAAUUGAAUUGGAAAAGAAAUACAACGACUUGAAUACGCAACAGAAUUUAAGUCGGAACGAAUUGGAAAAAGAGUUGGCGGGACAACUGAAAACAUUGAACGACGAGUUGGCUGACCUGAAAACGAAAAAAAUUACCAUGCAAGAAGAACACGAAAAAUAUGUCAAGGAAAUGGUGAAUUCCAUUGGCGUCAAAGAAGAACAACUGAACGACAACAAGGUCUUAAUAGAAACCCUCAAGUCGUCGUUGGCCAAAUUGCAAACUGCCAAACAACACGAUUUGGACGCUCAAAGUGAACGACUUGCGCAGUUGGAAAAUGAAAAACAAGAAUACCUCAAACGCCAUGAUUCAGAAUUGAUUGCCAGAGACGAGCAAAUCAAAACGUUAUCGGACCAACUCGAACAGACGUUAAAUGAAAAACAAAAACAACACUCGAGCUACUCCGAUUUACAGAAAACGCUUAAUACGGAAAUUUCGAAUUACCAGAACGAAAUCGAUCAACUGCGAGAUCAAAUUAAUGAUUUACAGUCGAUGAUCGCCUUAGACGGCGACAAAGCCAGCGAUGAAAUCGAAUUGUCACGUAAAGAGCUUGAAAACAUAAAGUCUGAAAAUACAAAACUUUUAGACGCUUUAAAAACUUUAGAACACGAGAAAACAACGCUUGAGCAUCAGUUGGAAUUGAUCGGUACACUGGAAAAGGACGUUAAACGGUUAAACGAGGAAAUCGAAGAGAAGAGCAAAACGAUCGCAGCGAACGAUUCGAAAAUCGAGCACAUUAGCGAAAUGGCGAAACAAGCUGACGUGGUAUUUAAUAAUAAAUUAAAAGCAAAGGACGAUGAAAUUGAACGAUUGUUCAAAGUCGGAGAGGACAAAUUGGUAGCCGAAAGAAGCACUUUGGAAAAACAAACGAAACUGAUUUUGGAAGAAAAAGAAAAAGAAAACGCCGGUCUUCGGGAAAAGCUAAGCGAACUGUACGACGUUAAAAUCGGUCUUGAAAAACAGUUGGAAAUUAGCAAAACGCACGAAUUGCAAGUGAAUACGUUGAACGAAACCGUCCAAGAGAAAAUGAAAACUAUUGCCGAGAACAAUGCAAAGAUAGACGAGUUGAACGAUUUGGUUACGAAGGUCAAACACGAUUUCGAAGUGUCCACAAAAGAAAAGAAUAAUAGGAUAAACGAAGUAUUAAAAGGCGAAACGGAGAAAUUGGAGUUGGAAAAAAUAGUCGAACAAUACAAGAUGUCGAUGGACGAGAAAGAUAGAGAAAUAGUCGAAUUGAAAAAUUGCCUACAAGAAGUUGCGGGAAAAAAAACGGAAAAGGAAUUGAUACUCCGACUAGAAUCGGUUAACACCGAUUUAGAAAAAGAGAAAACCCGUGCGGUCAAUUUGGAAAGCUUAAAAUGUGAUCUAGAGAAGAAAAUAUCGGAAUACAAAAAGGAUUUAAACAGCAUGGAAGAAACAAAAACUGAAAUGUCCAAGUCCCUUGACAAACAGCGAGAACACAACACCGAACAAAUAAACCAUAUUAAAUCGGAAGUCCUAUUGCUAAAUGACGAAAAUUUGAAAGUCAAGUCGGAAAUGGAAGAUUACAAGAGCAAAUUGUCGGCUUUGCAAAAAACAUUAAACGAUAAAAACCAGGAAACAGAAACUCUCAAAUUACUGUUGUCUGAAAAAUCAACUUCCAACAGCGAAAUGGAACGGUUAGAGACUUUGCUUGAAAAACAAUGCGGUAAUCGUGAACAUUUGGAGUUCCGCAUUCAAGAACUUACGGAUGAAAAUCACCGUCUUAAUGAAAGGAUAGAAAACAUCGGCAAGCCUCUCCAAGACAACAAUCUGAUCAAUGAGAAACAAAAGCUCGAGGUAAAAUACGAAGAAACCUAUAGUAUGUUGAAAAUAAAGGAAAAUCACAUACUAGUUUUACAAACAGAGCUGAACUCGUAUAAGUUAAAAGACAUUGCAAAAGUUAAAAAUCACAAUGUUCAAGAAAAGUCAGAUGCACAUAUUCUGGCGGAAAAGAACGAAGAAGUAAAAAUGUUAAAUUCGAUAAUAUUGAGUUUACAUAAGAAGUUAUCCGCUGUUAUGGAAACUGAUGUUUCCGAUUAUGAAAUUGAUAAAAAUCCAAAUGGACUUACAAAAGAAGAAUACCAGAAACUGUAUAAAACGGCUAAAAAUAACGUUAAGCUCAAAGAAUGUGAAAACAUGACAUUGCAGCAAGAGAUAUCAAAAUUGAAAGCUGAAAAUGACCGUUUUGCCGAAUAUAAAACUAAAUGCGAUAGUUUGGAAAAAGACAAGAAGAAGUUACAGCAAAUAGUCGUUAAUAAUGAAUCUUCUCGCGAUGGUGAUAACAAUAAGACUGGCACAAAAUCUGAAACUGCAAAAAUACUGGAAGAAAAAGAUUGGCAAAUCAAUUUAUUAAACAACAUUAUUGCCGAUCUCCAUGCAAAGGUAUCGGAUAACAAGUUUAAAAUGGAAUCGCUCGAAAAGCAAAUCUUGGAUUCCGGAAGUGGUCAAAACAAGAAAGCGAGAAUUAGGACCGCCCGUUUGUAUUGUGAACAAUGUGAGAUAUUUGAUGCUCAUGACACUGAGGAUUGUCCCGAGAAACCGGAAUCGCCAAAAUUUCAGAAGAAACACAGAAUUGUUAAUAACGAUAACGACGAUACAUUAGUAGAAGAACCUUUUUGUGUUUGUUGUGAUAUGUUUGGACAUACUGCAAAUGAAUGUGAUAGUUCAUUAACGUUUUAAAACGUGCUUCCCAACCAAUACGCCGAAUUAAAAAAAUUUCAAACAAAAAAAACAAAACAAGGAAUAUGUAUUUUAAUUUAUUAUUAGAUUUUAGUUAUACAUUUAAUUUUUUGUUUAAAAAAAAUAUAUAUCUGUGUAAGACUGAUUUUAAUGUUUAAGUUUAAGCUCAGCCUUGUUUAUUUAUUCGACUUUUUUGUUUGUUAAAAUGUAUAUCAAAUCUUAUGUGAUAUUAACUAUAGUUAAUGAGUUAUAUAUGUGGGCUUUCUGUUAUUAUGAACACUGUGGUUAUGCGUAUUAAAAUUGUAUAAUUUUUUUUAAAGUUAUU